AUGGGUUGCGGUUGUUCUAGAGCUGGAAAUGCAAUCGCCAAUUAUGUUUUCAUGUUCGAGAGAUUUGGCACGUGCAUAGCGCUCACAUGCAUCGUCUCUUGCAUGAUGAUAACAACGGUGGCGAUGCUAUCACUGGGCAUCGGACUCGGUUACAAUUACUGCUUCGUGGACUUCAAAGUGAAAAAACUUUAUGAAUUCAAAAACCCCAGAAGAUCUCUGGUGAGGAAGAGAAAAUCUAUUGAAAUGGAAGUAAAUGCUACGGACGACUUUGAAGAAGAAUACUACAACAUACGGCCGACGAUGAUAAUUCCCUUGAAAAGCAACAUCAGCUUUUCCCUUCUAAUAUCCAGAAUAAAGGACUUAAAUAAAAACGUCACUUUAGAACUACUUGCAACUUGA
Molecule: messenger RNA, 399 nt
Organism: Parnassius mnemosyne (clouded apollo)
Lineage: Eukaryota; Metazoa; Arthropoda; Insecta; Lepidoptera; Papilionidae
Source: the annotation of a GenBank genome assembly